Nicotiana tabacum (common tobacco) is the source of this 3560-nucleotide messenger RNA. The record is from RefSeq and is a predicted model, not a curated record. NCBI's taxonomy places the organism in Eukaryota, Viridiplantae, Streptophyta, Magnoliopsida, Solanales, Solanaceae.
GUGUGAAAUUUAUUUUAGCCAAUCUGACUAAAUUAUGCGGCCGUUUAGACAUAACAAUUGGGUAGGGGACGGCCAUGGAUUAGAUUCUGUAUUUUCGGUCUAAAGAUUUACUAAAAAAUCAUCCCUUAAUUCUUUCCUUCUCAUCAACCCUUAAUUCAUCAAAUGGAUACUCAAUUAGUUAGAGGAGAAUCAUCUACAUCUUCUCACUUCUCUUAUGAAGUAUUCCUGAGUUUUAGAGGUGAAGACACCCGAAAAACAUUCACUGGUCAUCUUUAUUCCAAAUUGUGUGAUGUUGGAAUUAAUACCUUCAUUGAUGAUGAGGAAUUGAGAAAGGGUGAUGUGAUUUCAAGAGAACUAGAGAAAUCAAUUGAAGAGUCAAGAAUUUCCAUUAUUGUUUUCUCAAGAAAUUAUGCUUCCUCUAGUUGGUGUCUAGAUGAACUAGUUAAAAUUCUCGAAUGCAAAGAGAAAUUAAAGCAGAUGGUUUUGCCUAUUUUCUAUGAUGUUGAUCCUUCUGAAGUGCGAAGACAAACUGGGUUAUUUGGGGAAGCUUUGGCAAAACAUAAGGAACGAUCAAUUGGGGCUCAAAGGGUGGAGAAAUGGAGAGCUGCACUUACUGAAGCUGCAAAUUUAUCUGGAUGGGAUUUGCAAAAUGUUGCUGACGGGCAUGAAUCAAAGUUUAUUGAAAACAUUAUACAACAAGUCCUACAAGAGGUCAACCAGACGCCUCUAGAUGUUGCUUGGCAUCCAGUUGGUGAAGAUUAUCGUGUCAAAGAUAUAGAGUUGUUAUUGCAAAAUGAAUGUGAAGAUGGAGUUCGCAUGAUUGGUAUUCACGGAGUUGGUGGCAUAGGGAAAACAACUCUGGCAAAAGCUAUCUACAAUCAAAUGUUUCGACUCUUCGAUAGUAGUUGCUUCCUUUCGGAUGUUAGAUCAGAAGCUGAAGAAUUUGGUCUUGUCAAGCUACAAGAGAAACUUCUUCAACAAUUACUCAAAAAUAAGGACAUCAAAGUUGGCAGUAUUGCUCAAGGCAUCAAUCUAAUCAAAGCAAGACUCGAGUCAAAGAAGGUUCUAAUUGUUCUUGAUGACGUGGACCACAAAAACCAUUUAGAAUCCUUAACAAGAGAAAGAAGUUGGUUUGGUUCGGGUAGUUUAAUAAUCAUUACCACCCGGGACAAGCGAUUGCUAUGUCGGCUUGGAGAAAAAGAGAGAUAUGAGGCUGAACUAUUAAAUGCCAAUGAAGCUAUGUUACUUUUUUGUUGGCAUGCUUUUGACAGUCAUUUUCCACCAGAAGAUUAUGUUAAUUUGGCACGAGACAUAAUCAAAUAUUCAGGCAGGCUACCAUUAGCUCUUGUGAUAUUGGGGUCACACUUACAAGGAAGUUCUGUAGAAGAAUGGGGAUAUGAAUUCGAAAAACUAAGAGCAAUUCCUCAUUGUGAUAUCCAAAAGAUUCUCAAGAUAAGCUUUGAUGGACUUGAUGAUGGAACACAGACUGUUUUCCUCGAUAUUGCAUGCGCCUUCCAUGGGUUUGAUGAGCAUGAAGUUACUGAAAUAUUAAAUGCAUGUGGCUUUCAUGCUAAAAGUGCAAUUGCUACUUUAGUCCAAAAACACUUGCUCCAAAAAUCUUGGAAUAUUUUGGAGAUGCAUGAUCUAGGUUCCAAAAAGGUAGAAGUACUGAAGGUAGAUCGACGAGCAUUUGAGGGAGUGAACUUGAGCACCAAAGCAUUUAAGAAAAUGAAAAACCUUAGGGUUCUUAUAAUGGAUGAGUUACAUAUUAGUGGAGAUUUUGAGCUGUUGUCCAAGGUGCUCAGAUGGUUGUCUUGGAAAAAAUGUCCUUUAAAAUGUAUACCAUCAAAUUUUCCAGCUGAGAAUCUUGUAGCUCUAGAUAUGCAGGAGAGUGAUAUCCAAGAAUUUCAAUUGAAUUUGCAGUGUUGUAGAAGUUUGAAGAAGUUGGAUCUCUCUUAUUGCAAGCAACUCAGAAGGACUCCAAACUUCAACGGUUCACGAAGUCUUGAGACUUUGCUGCUUGGUGGUUGCUCAAGUCUGACAGAGAUCCAUCCAUCAAUAGGAAAUUUGGACAGACUAAUUAAACUAGAUAUGUCUAGUAGCGAAAAAAUUACGUAUCUUCCAAGCAGCAUAUGCCAGCUAAAAUCCCUUGAAGACUUGGACGUUGAUGGCUGCUCAUCUAUAAAAACACUGCCAGAUAACCUUGGAGAUAUGAAAAGUCUAUUAUGUCUUUCUGCAUCUGGUACGGGUAUAAAACAAUUGCCUAGAUCUGUUGAAAUGCUAAGAAAUCUUUUAACUUUGAGAGUGGGAGGUCGAAAGAGAGAGGCCAAAAGGAGUAUUUCUGGAAGUGGAGUCCAUCGGAUACAAUAUUCCUUGUCAACUUUUGUAUCCGAAUUGAGCCUUACAUACUGUAAUUUGUCCGAGGCUGAUAUUCCUAGGGAUAUUGGGAGCUUAUCCUCCUUAGAAUAUUUAGAUUUGAGUGGCAACAGUUUCCAUUGUCUACCCAUUGAUUUUUCUAAGUUAGGAUUAUUGGCGGAGUUGUGUUUGAAUGACUGUGAGAAUCUUCAAACACUCCCGUCAGUAUCAAAUUUAGAGAAUCUUGCAAUUAUUGAACUUGAAAAUUGCCAAAAAUUGGUCAAGAUUACAGAGUUGGACAACCUCCCUUCUAUAAAGCGGAUCUACAUGAUAAAUUGUAGUUCUCUGCAGAAUCCAUUCAAUGAAGGCUUCUUUAGUGCACCUGCUGCAUUUAGAAAAGAUCCAGAUAUGCUCUGCUUAGCUACUUUCCCUUUACUGAAAAAUCAACCCUUAAUUCUUGCAUUCUCAUCAAAUCAAAUGGAUACUCAAUUAGUUAGAGGAGAAUCAUCUCACUUCUCUUAUGAAGUAUUCCUGAGUUUUAGAGGUGAAGACACCCGAAAAACAUUCACUGGUCAUCUUUAUUCCAAAUUGUCUGAUGUUGGAAUUAAUACCUUCAUUGACGACGAGGAAUUGAGAAAGGGUGACGUGAUUUCAAGAGAAUUAGAGAAAGCAAUUGAAGAGUCAAGAAUUUCCAUUAUUGUUUUCUCAAGAAAUUAUGCUUCCUCUAGUUGGUGUCUAAAUGAACUAGUUAAAAUUCUCGAAUGCAAAGAGAAAUUAAAGCAGAUGGUUUUGUCUAUUUUCUAUGAUGUUGAUCCUUCUCAAGUGCGAAGACAAACUGGGUUAUUUGGGGAAGCUUUGGCAAAACAUAAGGAACGAUCAAUUGGGACUCAAAGGGUGGAGAAAUGGAGAGCUGCACUUACUGAAGCUGCAAAUUUAUCUGGAUGGGAUUUGCAAAAUGUUGCUGACGGGCAUGAAUCAAAGUUUAUUGAAAAAAUUAUACAACAAGUCCUACAAGAGGUCAACCAGACGCCUCUAGAUGUUGCUUCCAGUUGGUGUAGAUUAUCGUGUCAAAGAUAUAGAUUUGUUAUUGCAAAAUGAAUGUGAAGAUGGAGUUCGCAUAAUUGGUAUUCACGGAGUUGGUGGCAUAGGGAAAACAACUCUGGCAAAAGCUAUCUACAAUCGAAUGUUUCGACUCUUCAAUAGUA